Xiphias gladius (swordfish) is the source of this 1840-nucleotide messenger RNA. RefSeq names its product BCL2 interacting protein 1b (gene bnip1b). Gene Ontology annotation, cellular component: endoplasmic reticulum; SNARE complex. The record is from RefSeq and is a predicted model, not a curated record. Gene Ontology annotation, molecular function: SNAP receptor activity. Bases 72 to 764 code for a protein of 230 amino acids. NCBI's taxonomy places the organism in Eukaryota, Metazoa, Chordata, Actinopteri, Istiophoriformes, Xiphiidae. Gene Ontology annotation, biological process: retrograde vesicle-mediated transport, Golgi to endoplasmic reticulum. The transcript is spliced from 6 exons.
CAACUUUAUUGCUUCGCCUUCAGCAGAGCGCCUUGUAUUUUGGGCGUCCAACUUGCCGUACAAAAACAAACAUGGCGUCUUCUCUGGAUGUUCACGUCCGGAUCUGUGGACAAGAAAUUAUAAAAUAUGACCUAGAAAUCAAGGCUCUCAUUCAGGACAUCAGGGAUUGCUCUGGACCACAGUCUGCUCUGAGCGACUUCAACUCUCAGAUCAAAGAGAAGUUCAGCAAGCUCAGACUCAGAAUACAGGAUCUGGAGCAGAUGGCCAGAGAGCAGGACAGAGAGACGGACAGACAGGCCAUCCUGGCAGAGACAGAGAGCCAGCAAAGGCAAAUGCUGAGUAACCAGACGGCGUGGAGGAAAGCUAACCUGGCUUGUAAACUGGCCAUAGACAACACGGAGAAAGACGAGCUGCUGCGUGGAGGAGAGAACCAGAGCACCAGACAGAGGAAGGCGACCAAAGAAAGCCUGGUGGAAACCAGUAGCAACAUCACAGAGAGUCUGAUGUCUAUCAGCAGGAUGAUGGCUGAGCAGGUGAAGCAGAGUGAGGACAGCAUCGGCACACUGGCCACUUCCUCCAGGACGGUGCAGGAAACCAAUGAGGAGUUCAAAAACAUGACGGGAACCAUCCACCUGGGGAGGAAACUGAUCCUGAAGUACAAUCGGCGGGAGCUGACGGACAAGCUGCUCAUCUUCCUGGCUCUGGCCCUCUUCCUCGCUACCGUCCUCUACAUCCUUAAGAAACGCUUCUUCCCCUUCAUUUAGCCAACGGGCUGGGUCACUCACCUGCUUAAAAGAAGAACUUUUUCCAGGUUUUCUAGUCAACAGGAGGUUACCGCAAAGAGUUUUAGCAGGUUUGAGCUUGGACUAGAUGAGGAGACUGGGCUGCUGCACACAGAAACGGUGUCAAGUGUAAUCGUUUUACCUUGGAUAGCAGCCGUGAACAAAAUGGAAUAUGUGCGUUUAUGAAAUGGGUAUGAAGGGUUUUGUGAGAUCAAUUAAAGUGAGAGGAGCAUAGUGACUAAAAGUGGCAUUAUUUGGUUUCAUGAAACAACAGCGAUGGGUUUAAAACCUCAGCAUGCUUCAAACAAACUUGGUCAUGUGUUGUUUGACACUGUCUAAAGGCAAGUUUUUUUAUAAGGCAGGGCCAAUAGCCUGCUGUAAUUUCCUUCUCCUGGCUGCAUGACCCCUCUUCCCUGAUCUCUCUAAGAACGCUGCUGUGUGGUCCCGAUGCGACGAUUCGUAAAAAAAAUCCUGCCCGUUUCCACACCUCUGCACAGCUGACCAGACGCUGGGCAAAGGGCACUUUGAAGCAUACUGAGGCAUUAAUACUUCACCUGGCAUUCAGAAACCAUGGUCAAGGCUAUAGCUUGCAAUAACAUUUGUUUUGUUUACUUUCUGUCAAAUUACAAUCCCUGCGUGUUAGUUCAAGAGAGAAAGCGUGUGUGUUUGUCUGCUUUGGACGGGUAUUUCAAAGACGCAGCUGUUACAGUUAUUUAUGAGUUUUAGCUUGUGCCUUUCUUCCUUCCAAUCAAAUGUCCAGACUACUUAACCACAAAUGUUAUUACUUGCUCAUCCCGUGAAGGACGUCUGCCGUGCUGAAUCAGUGACUGUGUGAACGUUAAAAAGAAGGUCUGCUUGUUUGAAUAAAGUCGAAUGUUUUUCCAACACGUGGCGGGAGAGGUUUUUGUGCAGCAUGACCGCAGACGUGCCAGUAGAUGGCAGAAUACCCAACAUUACAUCACCAUCAGAGACGCGGCACUGGGAAAUUGUGUGAAGAACACAGGUCAGGACUGACUCAAUUAACACGCUACUCCGUGUCCAGUGACAUCACUGUAGUU